Molecule: messenger RNA, 1338 nt
Organism: Gossypium arboreum
Lineage: Eukaryota; Viridiplantae; Streptophyta; Magnoliopsida; Malvales; Malvaceae
Exons: 6
Coding region: 1-1338 (445 amino acids)
Source: RefSeq, a predicted model, not a curated record
AUGGGUAUUUUUUGUGAGAGUAGUGUUAGUGAAAUGACGGUGAUAAGUCCACUGGGACAGUUAGUAAGGGUAGAUAAGUUGUUCAGGAAUGUGCCUCUAGAGGUUCAAGGAGUAGUUUUUCCAGCGGAUUUGAUGGAGCUACCGUUUGGUGAAUUCGACCUUAUCUUAGGGAUGGAUUGGCUGGGUAAAUACCAUGCAAGUUUAGAUUGUGCUGCUAAGUGUAUGGUGUUGAAGACAACUAAAGAUGAGGAGGUGGUUGUGAUUGGGGAGCGAAGGGACUAUCUAACAAAUGCAACCUCUGCACUAAAGGCUGAGAAAUAUGUCCGGAAGGGUGGUGAGGCGUUUCUCCCCUAUAUUGGUGUAUCUGAUUCGGAGGGUUCUUCAGUCGAAGAUGAUAUCCUGGUGUAUUCAAGAACUGAGGAAGAACAUGAUGCGCAUAUCUGUGUUGUUCUGCAGGUUUUGAGGGAGAAGCAGUUAUACAUUAAGUUUAGCAAAUGUGAGUUCUGGCUACGCGAGGUGACAUUUCUGGGUCACAUGGUUUCUGCCGAGGGGGUUAGGGUUGAUCCUCGAAAAAUCGUUGCUAUUCUGGAUUGGAAACCACUUAAGACCAAAGAGUUGAACCUUAGGCAGCGAACGUGGAUAGAGCUGCUUAAGGAUUAUCAAUCCUCAAUUGAAUACCACCCUGGUAAGGCUAAUGUGGUAACGGAUCCACUAAGCCGUAAGGCUGUAGCUAAUUUGAGAGUGAUGUUUGCUCGUCUCAGCUUACUUGAUGAUAGUAGCUUGUUGGCUGAGCUGCAACCAGGAUUUAAGUGGGAAGUUACAGAUUUUGUAAGUAAGUGCCUGGCAUGCCAGCAAGUUAAGGCUGAGCAUCAACAGCCUUCAGGCUUAUUGCAGCCAGGAUCCUUGAUUCACAUCUCGAUUUUGGAAGAAGUUACACAAGGUAAUGGAUUCAAGGUUGGACUUCAGUACUGCGUUCCAUCUUCAGACAGACGAACAGUCAAAGAGGUGUCAGACAGACAAAAUUCGUAUGUAGACUUGAAACGUAAGGAGAUUGAGUACUCUGUAGGGGAUUAUGUCUUUCAUAAAGUCUCACCGUGGAAGAAGAUUCUGAGGUUUAGACGGAAAGGCAAGCUAAGCCCUAGGUUCAUUGGGCCUUGUCGUCCUGUCGCCUAUCAACUUGAGUUGGCUCCAGAGUUGGAUCAGAUUCAUGAUGUUUUCCACGUCUCCAUGCUAAGGCGUUAUCCCUCUGAUCCCUCACAUAUUGUUCCAGUCAAGGAAAUAGAGGUUAAGCCAAAUCUGACGUUCGAGGAGGAGCUAGUUGUGACAGCCCAAAAUUGA